Coprinopsis cinerea okayama7#130 is the source of this 504-nucleotide messenger RNA. RefSeq lists its product as hypothetical. Gene Ontology annotation, molecular function: protein binding. The record is from RefSeq and is a predicted model, not a curated record. Lineage: Eukaryota; Fungi; Basidiomycota; Agaricomycetes; Agaricales; Psathyrellaceae. The transcript is spliced from 7 exons. Bases 1 to 504 code for a protein of 167 amino acids.
AUGUCAGAAGACGCGAUCAAGGGUGCCAGUAACAAUGAGAGAUUGCUCGCAGCUGCGCGAGCCGAUAACGAGGAGCUGUUGCUGGAAGUCUUCGAGGAGGGAGGCUUCGAUAUCAACUGCAAGGAUGGUGUAGGGAACACUCCACUACACAACGCCGUUCUUCACGGAUCUACCGAUGUCCUUGAGCACAUUCUGUCGCACGAAGAAUGUGAUGUUGACCCCGUAAAUCGGAUUGAUCAAGCAACGCCACUCCACCUCGCAGUGCAAAUCGAGGAUCCGGAGUUGAGGAAAGCUGUCGUUGAAAGUCUACUAGAAGCUGGCGCAGAUACAACGUUGAAGGACAGGAAUGGGUUCACCGUGCUAGAUAUCAUCCCGUCAGACGAUACCGUCAUCCGUGGCUUGAUUCGUAAAUCUAAAGCAACAAACUUGGUGUCGAGUGCCGAUAUUGCCAGUGAUGACGACGAUGAGCCUGGAUCUGGCGGAUCUGGCUCUGACUCUGAGUGA